Ochotona princeps (American pika) is the source of this 7011-nucleotide messenger RNA. It is a transcript of the gene ZMIZ1, whose product is annotated as zinc finger MIZ-type containing 1. NCBI's taxonomy places the organism in Eukaryota, Metazoa, Chordata, Mammalia, Lagomorpha, Ochotonidae. Gene Ontology annotation, biological process: protein sumoylation; regulation of transcription by RNA polymerase II. Gene Ontology annotation, molecular function: SUMO ligase activity; zinc ion binding. The record is from RefSeq and is a predicted model, not a curated record. Bases 890 to 4186 code for a protein of 1098 amino acids. The transcript has 26 exons.
AAGGAAAGGGAAGGAGAGGCGGCCAGAAGAGGGGUAAGAGCGCGCGGCUGGAGCGCAGAGCGCGGAGCCGAGGCGAGCGGCGCACAGCGCUGACGGCGGCGGCGGCGCUCCGCUCCGACUUGACUCCGCGCCGGCUUUUGCGGGCGGCCGGCGGCGCGGGGCCCUUUGGAAAUAGAAUAGCCAAUGUAAUCUGACACUUCAACUUGCUCGGCUCCGGGCGAGUUGAUUCACUUACUCACCCCCUAACGCCGAGUUCCUUUUCACUGUCUGUGGACAUUAAAAAAGCAAGCGGCGGCGGCGGCGACGGCGGGCGCCCGGGAGAGCGAGCGGCCGGGCGGCUGAACGAGCAGCGUCGGCGCAGCGCGGCGACCCCAGCCCCGACCGGUGCGGAGCAGGAGCAGGAGCCGGAGCCCGAGCCGAGCGGAUCUCGGUGCCCUCGCUGCGCUCCUCCCGGCCGGAGCCGGCCCUACCGGGUGGCGGUGCCACUGGCGGCGGCGCGUCCUCCAGCGGCGGCAGCGGCGUUCACAGCGCCCGCACUCAAACCAGCGGGCCUGGGCUGUACCCAGGCUGCUGGGCAGCCGCCUUCUUCACCCAGCAGCCUCCUUUCCUGGACUCCUCCACAGUCUCAAGUCCUGGUCCACUGACAGAAGUGUGAGCAGGAGGAAGAGGAGGUGGCCUGGUGACAUCAGGCUAAUGCUGCAAGGGGUGUGAGAAGAGGAGCCGCUGUGCAUUGCUGAGCUGCCAGACUUGGGAAGGAGGAUGGAGCUGGAGUGAGGUGACUGGGCCGCGAACUGCUGACCGGCACAUUGCUGGGGCACUGCUGAUUGGUGGAUCACUGAGGCUGGACCACGUUCAUGGCUCUCGGGUAGAACUCAGUGAAACGGCCAGAAUGAAUUCUAUGGACAGGCACAUCCAGCAGACCAACGACCGACUGCAGUGCAUCAAGCAGCACCUCCAGAAUCCUGCCAACUUCCACAAUGCCGCCACGGAGCUGCUGGACUGGUGUGGGGACCCACGGGCCUUCCAGCGGCCCUUUGAGCAGAGCCUCAUGGGCUGCCUGACGGUGGUCAGCCGGGUGGCAGCCCAGCAAGGCUUUGACCUGGACCUUGGCUACAGACUGCUGGCUGUGUGUGCUGCGAACAGGGACAAGUUCACUCCCAAGUCUGCUGCGCUACUGUCCUCCUGGUGUGAAGAGCUCGGCCGCCUGCUGCUGUUGCGGCAUCAGAAGAGCCGCCAGAGCGACGCCCCUGGGAAGCUCCCCAUGCAGCCCCCCCUCAACUCCAUGAGCUCCAUGAAACCCACUCUGUCACACAGUGAUGGGUCCUUCCCCUAUGACUCUGUCCCUUGGCAGCAAAACACCAACCAGCCUCCCGGCUCCCUAUCUGUGGUCACUACUGUUUGGGGAGUGACCAACACGUCCCAGAGCCAGGUCCUCGGGAACCCCAUGGCCAAUGCCAACAACCCCAUGAAUCCAGGCGGCAACCCCAUGGCAUCAGGCAUGACCACCAGCAACCCUGGCCUCAACUCCCCGCAGUUUGCUGGGCAGCAGCAACAGUUCCCGGCCAAGGCUGGCCCUGCGCAGCCUUACAUCCAGCAGAGCAUGUACGGCCGGCCCAACUACCCCGGCAGUGGGGGCUUCGGUGCCAGUUACCCUGGGGGUCCUAGCGCCCCCGCAGGCAUGGGCAUCCCUCCUCACACCAGGCCACCUGCUGACUUUACACAGCCGGCAGCAGCCGCUGCAGCAGCAGCAGUGGCGGCAGCAGCGGCCACAGCCACGGCCACGGCCACAGCCACUGUGGCAGCCUUGCAGGAGACGCAGAACAAGGACAUGAACCAGUAUGGACCGGUCUGUUCCUCUUUCCAGAUGGGUCCCACCCAGGCGUAUAACAGCCAAUUCAUGAACCAGCCCGGGCCACGGGGGCCUGCCUCCAUGGGGGGCAGCAUGAACCCUGCCAGCAUGGCGGCUGGCAUGACGCCCUCGGGGAUGAGCGGCCCUCCCAUGGGCAUGAACCAGCCCCGGCCGCCCGGCAUCAGCCCCUUUGGCACGCAUGGGCAGCGGAUGCCCCAGCAGACCUACCCGGGCCCCCGGCCCCAGUCCCUUCCCAUUCAGAGCCUAAAGAGGCCGUACCCAGGAGAGGACCGUGGCCUUGAGCUUGGCCUGGCAGUGGGUUUAGACUCCGAAGACCUCAAGUUCCUGGAUGGACAGCCCAAUUAUGGAAACCAGCAAUACGGACCAAACAGCCAGUUCCCCACCCAGCCAGGCCAGUACCCCACGCCCAACCCUCCAAGGCCGCUCACCUCUCCCAACUACCCCGGGCAAAGGAUGCCGAGCCAGCCCAGCACCGGGCAAUACCCGCCCCCCACGGUCAACAUGGGGCAGUAUUACAAGCCAGAACAGUUUAAUGGACAAAACAACACCUUCUCGGGAAACAGUUACAGCAGCUAUAGCCAAGGGAACGUCAACAGGCCUCCCAGGCCGGUUCCUGUGGCAAAUUACCCCCACUCACCUGUCCCAGGAAACCCCACACCCCCCAUGACCCCAGGGAGCAGCAUCCCUCCCUACCUGUCCCCCAGCCAAGACGUCAAACCCCCCUUCCCACCUGACAUCAAGCCAAAUAUGAGCGCCCUGCCGCCUCCCCCAGCCAACCACAACGAUGAGCUGCGGCUCACCUUCCCCGUGCGGGAUGGUGUGGUGCUGGAGCCCUUCCGCCUGGAGCACAACCUGGCCGUCAGCAACCACGUGUUCCACCUGCGGCCCACGGUCCACCAGACGCUGAUGUGGAGGUCUGACCUGGAGCUGCAGUUCAAGUGCUACCACCAUGAGGACCGGCAGAUGAACACUAACUGGCCGGCCUCGGUGCAGGUCAGCGUCAACGCCACACCCCUCACCAUCGAGCGUGGCGACAACAAGACCUCACACAAGCCCCUGCACCUGAAGCAUGUGUGCCAGCCGGGCCGCAACACCAUCCAGAUCACCGUUACCGCCUGCUGCUGUUCCCACCUGUUCGUGCUGCAGCUGGUGCACAGGCCCUCCGUCCGCUCUGUGCUGCAAGGCCUUCUUAAGAAACGCCUCCUGCCGGCAGAGCACUGCAUCACGAAAAUCAAGCGCAAUUUCAGCAGCGUGGCUGCCUCGUCCGGCAGCACGGCCCUCAGUGGGGAGGACGGCGUGGAGCAGACGGCCAUCAAGGUUUCUCUGAAGUGCCCCAUCACAUUCCGACGCAUCCAGCUGCCUGCCCGUGGCCACGACUGCAAGCAUGUCCAGUGCUUUGACCUGGAGUCGUACCUGCAGCUGAAUUGUGAGCGAGGCACCUGGAGGUGUCCUGUGUGCAAUAAAACUGCUCUCCUCGAGGGCCUGGAGGUGGACCAGUACAUGUGGGGGAUACUGAAUGCCAUCCAACACUCCGAAUUCGAAGAAGUCACCAUCGACCCCACGUGCAGCUGGCGGCCGGUGCCCAUCAAGUCAGACCUGCACAUCAAGGACGACCCUGACGGCAUCCCCUCCAAGCGCUUCAAGACCAUGAGCCCCAGCCAGAUGAUCAUGCCCAAUGUCAUGGAGAUGAUUGCAGCCCUGGGUCCUGGCCCAUCCCCCUACCCGCUCCCGCCACCCCCUGGGGGCACCAACAACAGCGACUAUAGCAGCCAAGGCAACAAUUACCAGGGCCAUGGCAACUUCGAUUUCCCCCACGGGAAUCCCGGAGGGACAUCCAUGAAUGACUUCAUGCACGGGCCCCCCCAGCUCUCCCAUCCCCCAGACAUGCCCAACAACAUGGCCGCCCUUGAGAAGCCCCUCAGCCACCCCAUGCAGGAAGCUAUGCCACACGCUGGCAGCUCUGACCAGCCCCAUCCCUCCAUACAACAAGGUUUGCACGUUCCACACCCCAGCAACCAGUCAGGGCCUCCAUUACAUCACAGUGGGGCUCCUCCUCCUCCUCCUCCUUCCUCCCAGCCUCCCCGGCAGCCGCCACAGGCCGCUCCCAGCAGCCAUCCACACAGCGACCUGACCUUUAACCCCUCCUCAGCCUUAGAGGGUCAGGCCGGAGCGCAGGGAGCAUCCGACAUGCCGGAGCCUUCGCUGGAUCUCCUUCCAGAACUCACCAACCCUGACGAGCUCCUCUCCUACUUGGACCCCCCCGACCUGCCAAGCAAUAGUAACGAUGACCUCCUGUCCCUCUUUGAGAACAACUGAAGGCCAUCCCUGCCGGGGCCAGUCCUCCCUUACCACUCAGCCUCCUACCCCGUCUGCCCUACACGCUCUCCUCCCGGGAGCCCCGGGCCUUUGGCUCAGUCCCCCUCGCCCAGAGGCGCAGGCCUAGGGCUGGGGAGCCCUCCCCUGCUGCAACCUCGAUGUGGACGUGGAGGAGGCCGUGUGGAGCUGCGGCCCACCUCCUGCCUGUCCGCCCUGGGCCUGGGCCCACGCUCUGAGCAGGCCCCGAAGACGACCCCCUAAGGGGGACCCGGCCCUGCGAGAGGUGCCCGGCAGCAGCAGUAGCACUGACAGCUUCUGGUCCCUGUGGGAGCCGACUCCAGGCGACCUUCCAGUGUGCCCCAAGGUUCUUCCAUUUUCUAGACUGUAACCCUCCCUGCUUCCUGGCCCAGAGCCUCCUUCAAGUGACUAUGGAGCCUGAGAGAAAGGGCUCCCCUACCCUGAAAUCCAAGGGUGGGGGCCUAGACCUUGGAGGAGCAGUGACAGUGGUGGCAGGGAGAUCAGCCUGCCCACCCCCCACCACCACCACCAAAAAGCACAAACCUCUGGGAAGGAACAUCUCUCAGGGGUCAGGGGUCCUUGGGUUGACCCCUGACCUCUAAGCCAAGCCACCCUGACAGCACUCUCAGACCGUGAAGGACACGCUUGUGUGUUUGACAGAGGGUCUGCCCACUCCUGCUUUGGGACUGGUGGGAAAGGGGCUCAGGGCUUCUCCAGAACCAGGACAGUGCGUGGGGCAAAGUGUGGGGGUGGGGGGAAGCAUGACCUUCCGAGUCAGACCAGCACCGGGCCUUGGAGGGCAGAAAGCACGGAUGGACCCAGUUGGGAGCGUGUCCUUGGGUGGAGACCUGGGUUUGCUGCCAGCUGGUGUCACAGUUGCAGCUCUGCCCACCCCACCCCCACCCCCAAUUUUUAAGCAGUGACAAUUAUGUUGGACUUGGACAGAAAGUAAAUAAUUUCUCCAUGUAUUCAGUUUCUGCUUCACCCAGCGCCCCCUACCCCCACCCCUCGGCACCCACCCUUCCAAGACUGUGCUAGAGGAUACCUGUUUCCCUGUGUGUCUUGGUUCUCUUGAUCAGAGGGACAGCAGCGAGGCAAGGAGGCACAGGGGUCCCAGAUGUCUGCAGCCUCUGUCCAUCUGUGCCUGUGCCCAGGCCGCGUCCAUUGCCAUGCGUCCCGUGGCCGCCUGGGACGCUGCCCUUGGCCGCCAGCCUUGCCUCCCCUUUCUUUCAAGUCCACCCUGACUACAGAGGUCGUUCUUGCUUCAGCGGGGACGGCUUUUGGUCUUCCCUUCCCUGCCCGGCUCAGUCUGGCCUUUCCCUCCUCAGGGAGCGUGUCCUGAGUCUGCCUGCGUCCCAGGCUCGUGGGUUGCUUCCCUGAGCUGCACAGCCCGUGGUAACAUCGGGACCGUCCAGUCACUUGGGUCCUGUCUGUAAAUUCUUUGCGCCCUUCCCUGCUGCUGCCUGCUGGGCCCUUCCCUGGCCAGCAUCCCCGGUCACUGUCGGUCUCCUCGUCUCCCUCCGUAUGGUGGGUGGUCCCCAGCACUCCUGUGUACCGGGAAGGUGGCCCCAGCUGCUGACUUCAGUAACAGCCCUUGGCACAAGGUUCUCUGUUGGAGUUGUCAUUGUCCCCACUCCACCCUUACCUACUACCCCCCUUUUUUUUUUCCUCUGUCCCGUUUGUUGAGGUUUUCCCAGAUAGCGUUCAGUAUGCAAAUCAAUUAUUUUAAGAAAUGCUUUUUGUAAAUAUCUUUGUGAAUAUUUUAGUAUCGUCUUUGAUAAUAUUCAACAUUUUCAUGACCUGGUUAUAGCCUUUGCUGGUGUUUUUAAAAUACCUGACUCAGUGACAAAAACCGAGUCCUUCUGUUUUCUUUCUUUCUUCCUUCUUAUUUUUUUAAAAAAACAAAACAAAAACAAAAAAGCAACCAGGGCUAUUGUACAGAUGAGGGACAUCCAGGGUGAGUGGCUGCACUGGGGGGCCAGGAAGCCAGAUGACCACUGUCCCAAGCCAUCUCCAAGCCAGCUGCUGCUGGGCAGCUUGUAGCCCUAUAGCUGGCUAUGCUCUGUGUUGGACCAUCUGCCCCAGCCACACUUGGCAGACACCUGCCUUCCAACCUUCCACUCCCUGCCAUUUGAUGCUUGGCCCAGUGUGACUUUUCCAGGUUCUUGCCUGGCAGGUUCUUGCCCUGCUAUGCCUAGACAGACUCUUCUCACAGGCCUAUCUGUGACUUCCUAGUGCCCAAGGCUAUGUGCUCACCAAAGCACGGGCUCCCCCAACCCCAGUCAUCUCUGGCCUUGGCACCUGACUCUAGACCCUGGGUCCCUUCCCAAGCAGGCCUCUCUACCAGCAAGUUCAUCCAAGAGAGGCUGGACCCGGAUCGUGGUGCCGGAAGCUCCCCGGUACUUGGGGCAUGAGGUGGGGGGGAUUGUCCUCUUCCGGGGUGACCUUGGGGUACAAUGGCAAAGUCAAGAAGGGUGGGGAUUCAGGCAGGCUGCCACAGGAGCCAGCAACAAUAGGCAGCGUGUCAGCAAGGCAGGCGCAAGCCUGAGAAGACAACUGCCCAUCCUUCCAGAUGCCCGCCUGCAGCCCUAAGUCACCUAGGGGGAAAAAAAAAAGAAAAACAAGACCUUGGCAAGCCACCCUGUGGGACAAGCAUCAAUCCAACCCCCAGGUCCAUUUCUGCCGCCACUCGCCAGCCAGCAAACCAAUCCGCCAGGCAGAGAGCAGGCAGUCACCCCCAUCUUCUUGGUUUGAAGCUUUAUCUGUGUUUCAUGUUCUGUAGCCAUUUUAUUUUUAAAAAAAGAAAA